Messenger RNA from Maudiozyma saulgeensis, 633 nucleotides. Lineage: Eukaryota; Fungi; Ascomycota; Saccharomycetes; Saccharomycetales; Saccharomycetaceae. The record is from the annotation of a GenBank genome assembly.
AUGUUCUCGAGAAUACAAUUAGGUUUACGCUCUAACAAGCCCUUUCUUCAAGGAAGCAUCAACAGAAGCAAAACGGUCUGCUUCAUACCAAACUGUACAAGAUUUCAGAGCACCCAAGCAACAAAUACGGAUGAUAAAGUUAUAAAUAAUAACGAGAUAGUCAAGAAAAAUGGAUCACCUAUAACAGAGGAAACUAAGACGGUAACCAAGAAAGAAUCUUCCAAGAAGACUACAAGGCCUGGUUAUUUUACUCCGCCCAAAGAUCCUGGUCUACAUGGGAAAUUCCAAGAAGAUUAUGAAAGAAUUACAAAGUAUACACUAAUACCAUUGGUAUUAGCUCCAUUUUGCACGUCGUACGCUGGGAUAGCAUUUCACCCGAUGCUGGAUGCAACUCUAGGGAGUGCAUUUUUAUUGUACGCACAUUACGGAUUUUCCUCAUUGAUCUACCAAUAUUUACCUAAGGAGAAAUAUCCUAGAUGGAGCACUGUGUCUCUUUGGACACUAUAUUCUUCAUCGUGCCUGGCGUUUUAUGGUCUUUAUGAACUUGAAACUGAGAACAAUGGUAUUGUCGAUCUCAUCAAGAAACUUUGGAACUUUGAUGAUAGGAAUGUCUUUGUCUUUAGUACUUCAUAA